UCUAUGUGCUGGAGCAGAUGGUGGGAAGACAAGACAGAUAGAUAGAGAGCUAGAAAGGCAGCGUGCGGUCACUUUACUGCUCACCGUGCGGCGGAACAACACUGCGAUACCUCGCCGAUGUGACAUCGCCCCUCCGGGACAUCAGGCGUGGUCUGUAGUUUUGUCGUAGCUGGAGCAAUAACCAGUUUGGCACCGAACUUGACUUAAUUGGUGCGGCAACGCGGAACAAGAAAUGGAACUUUUAUUGGACACACGUGGAAGGCGAACGGUCCAAUAUCUGCUGUUACUAUUAUUACUAUGUGUUUCCACCGUCAGAGCAGCAGCUUCCUGUCCCAGACCUGAGCAAAAGCAAAACGCCGUCCUGACCGACGAAACACUCCUGAAGAACGAUUUUCCGGAGGGCAUUGACAUAACAUUUGAAUGUGCCCACGGGUUUACUAGGGAAGACGGUUCUGGGAGUGUGACCUGUACCGGUGGACAGUGGACUGAACUAACUCUGGCGUGCAAAAAGAUAGACUGUGGUCCACCCCAACAGCAGCCCCACACGUCAUAUGGGAUCUCUGAGAACGGGACCGUGUUUACUGCAUCAGUAAAAGUGUUGUGUGAUCGAGGCUAUCAGCUCAGUGGUGCAUCUUACAAACAGUGCUUUGCUAGAGGUUGGAUCGGGAAAUCAAGAUGUAAACCUAUAACUUGUAGUAAACCUGCUGAAGUGAACAACGGCAGAAACACGUGGGAUAAUCAGAGUACUACAGUAGCAUACGACGAAAUCAUCGAGUACUUUUGCAAUGAAGGAUACACCCUCACUGGGAAUAACUCCAUUAAGUGCAGUGAAAAUGGUCGAUAUGAUUCACUGCCCCCUGAAUGUAAAGGUGACGAAGAUAUUACCAAACUGGGUUUUGCCCCUUCAACAGAGGUGUCCACCCCCGCCGGCACCUCUGCUACACUCGCAAGUCACACAGCUAUUAUUUCUACAACUGGCAUAACAUCAGCUGCAUCUACAUCAACUUCACCAUCACUUGGAGGUGGCAGAGACACAUACACACCAGGAGAUAAUAUUAUCACAACCAGGGUAUCCUCCACUGUUUCACCUGGCGUAAAAGGGAUGGGGGAGGAUGUAAAUACAAGACAAUUGGAUCCAAGAUACAAGGACGCUGUUAUUGCAGUCACUGUAAUAACCUUGGCCGCAGUUGUACUGUCCAUUGUGUUCGUCAAACUUCAGAAGAGGAAAGGCUCUUACGACACCAGAGAAGACCUGAAGCCGGAGUUAUUACAAUUCCAAAACCUUUAAUUGAACGGCUACCAAAAGCUCUGGAAAUAGUGUCAUCCCUAUCUGUUAGGGAGUAUCUGUGACCUUUGGAGGAAGUGGCUACUUCCUAAACAAAGCAAAGUCCCUCGUUUGGAUCACAUUGCACUUCAAACUGCUGGACUAUGGAUCGAAAGAAGCAGUGAGAAAAAAGUAAAAAAUAGCACUUUAUAUGUUUUUUGUCACUCUAAUGUAAAUAUUUAAUGUGCAUACAUUGUAUAUAUUUUAUUGUAAUUUAUGUUGGAAGCUGGGAUAAACAUGUUGGUUCCACACGUGAGGAAAUAUUUCCAAAUCUCUUAAAGACAUGCAUUUAUUUGCUACCACAAAGCUAUUUAAUGAGAAGAGAGCUGUGACAAAAGAAAGAAAUCCGGAGGCAUAGAAUGCGUUUAUUUAGUCAUGCUGGAGAACACAGCUGGGCGACUGUGAAAGAUACCAUCAACUGCAUUCUCUCCCUCCUGUGUGAAUUUUUUUUGUUUGUCCCCCCCCCCCCCCAUUGUCCAUUGUUGCUGGGCAAAUUCUAGCAGGUUGUGUGCACUCACUACCCAUAAAGUGAUGGGCCUUCUACAUUAAUGAGAAAAUGGACCAAGCAUUAUUAAUCUAUUACUGUGUUCUGUAAGGUGUCCUUGAGUACUCUGAUAGGUGCUCACAAAUAAAAUGUAUUAUUAUUAUUAUUAUUAGACUGACCCUAAGAUCAUGUAUUAAUGUUGGGGGAAUGCCCAGGUUAAUAAUUUCUGUCCAUACAUGACUGGUGAGUACCACUUA
This is a messenger RNA of Lampris incognitus (smalleye Pacific opah), 2065 nucleotides long. RefSeq names its product sushi, von Willebrand factor type A, EGF and pentraxin domain-containing protein 1. Lineage: Eukaryota; Metazoa; Chordata; Actinopteri; Lampriformes; Lampridae. Bases 233 to 1288 code for a protein of 351 amino acids. The record is from RefSeq and is a predicted model, not a curated record. The transcript has 12 exons.